Molecule: messenger RNA, 468 nt
Organism: Penicillium pulvis
Lineage: Eukaryota; Fungi; Ascomycota; Eurotiomycetes; Eurotiales; Aspergillaceae
Product: Scytalone dehydratase
Exons: 3
Coding region: 1-468 (155 amino acids)
Biological process (GO): melanin metabolic process
Molecular function (GO): scytalone dehydratase activity
Source: RefSeq, a predicted model, not a curated record
AUGAGAAAAGACAGUCAUUCUAUUUCGUUCGAAGGUCUGGAGUUUGUCACCUUAAUUUCUGACUGGAAUCGUUUGCGCGGCAUUUCGGCUGCCCAACUGAAGGUUGACUAUCGAGAGGUCCUAGGGCCCGACGACUACUGGCCCGAAAUGUCGCUCGAUGAUUUCGUUGCGAAGAUGUCGGAUCCUAAGCUUCUAGGGAAUCCUUCUAUACGGACUCAACACCUUAUCGGUGCAACGUGGUGGGAGAGAAUAUCCGAGACUGAGGUCAUUGGACACCACCAGAUUCGUGCAGCCCAUCUUCGUUACAAGGAUGAAUCCUUGACCGAGGAAGUCAGGCGCGGUCACUCCCAUGCCACCAAUGAGCUCUACUACCGGAAAAUAGAAGGGACGUGGAAAUUCGCAGGCCUUGCUCCAUCUGUGCUUUUCAACGAGUUUGACUUCAAAGAUAUAUUUCAAAGCCAUACAUAA